AGCAUUAUUUUAGACGGUUAGUUAUUAAAAAUACUUGUUAUGUUUAGAAAAUAUUUUAUUACUUUCUUUGAUGAAUGUGUAAAGAAUAAUUCGAAGUUAAAUUAAGUUUAAACUUCACGGCGUUUAAUAAAUAUCAAUAAAAUACUAUGUCGAAUUAGAGUACCUGAUAAUUUUGCAGAUAUGACCGGUGCUGAUUUACACAUAAGUACUUCUUCUGUACACGAUAAAAGCGACAGCUAUGUACACAAACAUUUUCGAUGGGACAGUAUAAAACAAUUCGUUUUCCUUGCGUUUUCGGUUGCUUCUUCAAGUUAUAAUUUUGAUAUAUUCUCAAAAGUGUUAUACGAUCGAGUUAAAAUUGUCGAUUUCAUAUUUCUGGAAAUAACAAUGGGUAUAACUUAUAUGUUUAUGGAUUUAUUCAUCAAGCAAUAUACAAGAAGAAUCGAUUGUUAUCAAUAUUUGAACCCUUUAUUGAGGGGUAUUCAUAUGGGCUGUGUGCUGCAAUCACUGCUUUGGAAUAUUAUUUUAGCAGGUGACUUAGCAGAUGCAAUACGUUAUUUCUUCGCCGGGUUCCACUUUAUCCCGCCAUGGUCAAAGUGCAACAAACACCAUCGGAUUUGUGUGCCUACCGUUAAUAUUAUUCUCAAUUGUAGAAUGAAUAACCAGACAAACUUAAACGAAACGUCUGCCAGUGUCAAUUAUCACGAUUCGUAUUUUAAUUCCGACAAACAUGAAUUAACUUCAAGACUGUUUGUUAUAACUCUUGUUUGGAUCAUAAAUUUUUUUUUAGCCACUAUGACAGACACAACUCUUAUUAAGCUCGUCAGAAUAUCAACGCUAUGGAGGACAUUCUCAACAGUUUUCGUUCUAUUAUUCACGUUAUUUUAUACGGAAUACUUUUUCACGAAUGCCAUUAGUCAAAUGUUUGAUGCCACAGCGCCUCGAGUAUACACGUCAGCGAUCGACCGCAUAACAUUUGCGUUUGGCAUUGGACUGGUCGGUGUUUACGAUUUUGGCACUAUGUCCCCUCACACUAUGAUCGAUAAUGCUGUGGUGAUAUUUGGAAUAAUUUUCACAACGUUCGCUUUAGCAAGAUCUAUUAUAGUACGUGUACUGUAUCAGGCAUUGACUGUAUGUAUUAGAGAUAACACAGAGAUCACAUCCCACUAUCUACUGUUUGUUGUACUACCACUGAGUUCAGAAUUUUUGCAUGUGCAAAAAGUUUUUACAAUCUACAUAUUCCUCAGUGUAAUGUGCUCAUUAAGCGCCUAUUUGGCAAUUUUGACGCUGACGAUAUCGAAGCUUUUGCAUAAUGAAUUUCGUUCAGUGAAAGUGGUGUACAUGGUGGGAAUAUUAUGUUUUUGUUGUUGCAACCUCUCGUAUCCUGUGGCUAUGCUUUCGAAACAUAAACUAAUAGGAUUAAUACAAGGGAUAAACUUCACCGUGUUGUAUCUAGGUGGUUUUAAAGUUGCCAUUGUUAUGUGGUUGUAUGGUAUUGGAAAGCUUUCAACUGAUAUUCAAUUUUCACUGGGUUUUAAGCCUACACAAUUUUGGACUACAUGUUGGGCUAUGCAUCCCAUUUUGACGUUUUUGUUCAUUGUCCACAAAUUAUAUGUUUUAAUACAUUUAACGGAAAAAGUGCAAAUGAUAUUGGCCAGUACAUGGAUCCUAUUCUCCUUUUGUUUUGUGACAAUAAUUCAAAUCAAAACUAUAGCUAAAUUUAUCGUUCGAAAUAAUCUGGUGGGAGUUUUAAAACCUAGACCGAAGUAUGGACCUCCUGAACCCGAGGACAGAGCUCGAAGGCGAAAAUUUGACGUAUCAACAUUACAUCAAUAUUGUGUUCACCGCUGCUUGAUAAAUGAAGAGUGCUAUGAAUGCAAUCACAUGCCAUUGAUAUUCAAAAGGAAGUCAAGAGUUGAAUCCAUGUCCGACGCAGAUACAUCUCUGACGAAUAUAUUCGAAUCAGGGGUUGUAGCGAAAAAAUCAUCUAUCGUAAUGGAUAGCUCACAAAUGCACUUUAACUAAAAUGUUUUAUUCAAAUUAGAUAAAAAAAUAGAAUAAUAAUAUUCCUAAUGGGAACACGAAAUAGCAAUUUUAUUUUCAGCAAAACGAUAAGCGGCCCUUGAAAAUUUAAGUUUUGUGUAGGAGUAAACGAGUAAAUGCUUUCCUUUUAUGUACAUU
Messenger RNA from Papilio xuthus (Asian swallowtail), 2181 nucleotides. Its product is annotated as sodium-dependent nutrient amino acid transporter 1. Bases 181 to 2025 code for a protein of 614 amino acids. Gene Ontology annotation, cellular component: plasma membrane. Gene Ontology annotation, molecular function: amino acid:sodium symporter activity. The transcript is spliced from 13 exons. The record is from RefSeq and is a predicted model, not a curated record. Gene Ontology annotation, biological process: amino acid import across plasma membrane; nitrogen compound transport; sodium ion transmembrane transport. Lineage: Eukaryota; Metazoa; Arthropoda; Insecta; Lepidoptera; Papilionidae.